AAAGGUUGGUGUUUCUAUGGAUAUCCUGUUCCGGUUAAUGGUGUAAUUGUGUUCGUAGCGUGUCUUUCGUUAAUUUUUUUACGUAAUAUGGGUGAUUUCAGUGACGAUAUUUUUAGUGUUUUCGAUGAGAAUGCUGAGGAACCAACACCGAUAACAAAAUUUGACGAGAAACCAUUCAUUAAAGAAGUUACACUUCAACCAGAAGCGAAAAGUGAAGCAUGUAAUAUUAGUGCGGUGGCAAAACGUGGUCAUGAAGAUGAUGGUGAGGAGCUUGCAGGGAAGAAGCCAAAGACAGAAUCCAUCUUGGAUGAUAUUAAUAUUGAUGAAAUUAUGCCGCGAAUCAAGGUUCAUACAGUGGACACACUGGAAGCAUGCACACACGAAGUUGCUGUUCCUCCUGAAGUGGAGUAUGUCCCCUUAAAACAGAUAGCAGGCAACCCUGCCAAGGAGUAUAAGUUUAUUCUGGAUCCAUUCCAGAAGGAAGCCAUCUUGUGCAUUGACAAUAACCAGUCAGUUCUUGUGUCUGCUCAUACCUCUGCAGGGAAAACUGUUGUGGCAGAGUACAGCAUAGCAACGUCAUUUCGUGACAAGCAGCGAGUUAUCUACACAACACCAAUCAAGGCUCUUAGUAAUCAGAAGUACAGAGAGUUCUAUGAGGAGUUCAAAGAUGUUGGGCUUAUCACUGGUGAUGUCACAAUCAACCCCACAGCAACAUGUCUUAUCAUGACAACAGAAAUUCUGCGGAGCAUGCUGUAUCGAGGAUCAGAAGUAAUGCGUGAGGUGGGCUGGGUGGUUUUUGACGAGAUCCACUACAUGAGAGACAAAGAACGAGGUGUUGUAUGGGAGGAGACUAUUAUCCUCCUGCCAGACAAUGUGCACUAUGUCUUUCUGUCAGCCACAAUCCCUAAUGCACGCCAAUUUGCUGAAUGGGUGACACACCUUCAUCACCAGCCGUGUCAUGUCGUCUAUACAGACUACAGACCCGUACCACUUCAGCACUACAUUUUCCCAGCUGGAGGAGAGGGCAUUCAUCUUGUUGUGGACGAAAAUGGCACAUUCAAAGAAGACAACUUCAACACGGCUAUGGCAGUGCUGCAGAAUGCCGGCGAUGCUGCUAAGGGCGAUCAGAGGGGUCGGCGAGGGGGUAAUCGGGGAGGCGGUGAUACAAACAUCUUCAAAAUUGUGAAAAUGAUAAUGGAACGACAGUUUGCUCCCGUUAUCAUCUUCAGUUUUAGCAAAAAGGACUGUGAAAUUUAUGCCAUGCAGAUGGCAAAACUUGACUUCAAUACAGUGGAAGAGAAGAAGUUGGUAGAUGAAGUGUUUCAUAAUGCUAUGGAUGUUCUGUCUGAGGAGGACCGCCAGCUACCACAAGUUGAGAAUGUUCUGCCCCUCCUUAGGAGAGGGAUUGGAAUUCAUCAUGGAGGUUUGCUGCCAAUCUUGAAGGAGACAAUUGAGAUUCUGUUUGCAGAAGGUCUGAUCAAAGCGUUGUUUGCAACAGAAACAUUUGCCAUGGGCCUUAACAUGCCUGCCCGCACAGUUCUGUUCACCAGUCCUCGCAAAUUUGAUGGCAAGGAGUCGAGAUGGGUUACUUCAGGUGAGUACAUCCAGAUGUCAGGUCGAGCAGGUCGUCGUGGACUAGAUGAGAAGGGUAUCGUCAUCCUGAUGAUAGAUGAGAAGGUGAGUCCAGUAGUGGGUCGUAACAUCGUGCAGGGCCUUGCCGAUCCCAUCAACUCUGCUUUCCACCUGACGUACAACAUGGUUCUGAACCUGCUCCGUGUGGAAGAGAUCAACCCAGAGUACAUGCUGGAGCGCAGCUUCUUUCAGUUCCAGAACAACGCGGCAAUCCCAGAACUGUAUGAGAAAGUGAAGACUAGUCAGAAAGCAUUGGACCAGUUGCAUGUUCCACAGGAGAAUCAAAUUGCUUCAUAUUGCAACAUCAGGCAAGAGUUGAAGACGCUUAGCAGCCAGUUCCAGUCCUACCUCACUAAGCCCCAGUACAUUAUUCCCUUCCUGCAGCCUGGAAGGUUGGUGAAGGUAAAAUGUGAAGAAGAUGAAUUUGACUGGGGCAUCAUCAUCAACUUCAAAAAGCAGUCGGAGAACGUUGGAAAUAAGAAGAAAGAAACCCCAAUGAAAGCAGCUAACAUUGUAGUGGAUAUCCUGCUUCAUAUAUCUCCUGAAAGCAGCGCCCAGCAUCCCCGUCCAUGUCCCGCGGGCGUGCAGGGUGACAUGGAGGUGAUACCAGUAUUAAACACGCUCAUCACACAUCUCAGCUCACUCAGAAUAUAUUAUCCCAAAGAUUUGCGGCCACCAGACAGUCGCAAGUCAGUCCUCAAAACUAUAGCAGAAGUAAAGAAACGAUUUCCAAGUGGAAUUCCACUGCUAAAUCCUGUAACAGAUAUGAAGAUUAAGGACACAGUUUUUAAGGACACUGUCAAGCGCAUAGAAUCCUACGAGGAGCGCUUGUAUGCCCAUCCCAUGCAUAAGGAUGCAGAUCUGGACCGCUUGUAUACUCUGUAUUUGAGAAAACAGGAGAUCUCACAAGAGCUGAAAAUAACAAAACAGGAAUUGAAGAAAGCAAAGUCGUUGCUGCAGAUGGAUGAACUUAAAAGUAUGAAAAGAGUUCUCAGGAGAUUAGGUUACUGCACAGCUUCCGACGUUAUUGAGAUCAAGGGUCGAGUUGCUUGUGAACUCAGCAGCGCUGAUGAAUUGCUAAUGACGGAGAUGAUAUUCAAUGGAAUGUUUAACAACCUGACUGUGCCGCAAUGUGUGGCGCUACUGAGCUGUUUUGUCUGUGACGAGAAGAGUAACGAGUCACAGAAGACGGGAGAAGAAUUGUCUGGCCCACUGCGACAAAUGCAGGAUAUGGCACGGAGGAUUGCUCGAGUGAGUGUAGAGGCAAAACUGGAUGUAAAUGAAGACCUCUAUGUAGAUCAGUUCAAACCGUUCCUCAUGGACGUUGUACAUGCUUGGUGCAAAGGAGCUUCUUUCCUCCAGUUGUGCAAGAUGACUGACAUCUUUGAAGGUAGCAUCAUCCGUUGCAUGCGCAGACUGGAGGAGGUCCUGCGACAGAUGUGCCAAGCCGCGAAGAGCAUUGGCAACACAGACUUGGAGAACAAGUUCAGUGAGGGCAUUAAGGUGAUCAAGAGGGACAUUGUGUUUGCUGCCAGCUUGUAUCUGUGAUGUUUCGACAUCUUAGUCCGUUCUCCUGUUGUGGUCGUUCAUAUUUUCUUUAAUUCCUCUGGGAAUGUUGCGAAUAUAGAUGUAAUAAUCUUAACUUGAAAAAUUGAAAAGCUGAAGUGAUGUGAAAUGAAAAAAUAAAAAUCCAGUGUGAUAUUUUCCAAGAAAGUAGGCAUUGUGUGUGAUAAAUACAGAAACAGCUUGUUAAGUGGGAGGCGGCUUUAAAUGAGGGACAUUUUAAUACAGAUCUUGCAAAUUUAAAAUGUUCUUUAUAUUUCGUAAGAAAAUAAAUGAUGGAUUUGGUAAGUAAUCUUUAAAUUGACAUUGUAUUUGUUUACUUUGACAUUUGUUAAAAUAAUUACUAAGUUGAUACGUUCAGCAGUCGAACACUCGCGUUUAUUUGUGGCUGUUGACGAUGGUUUUAAUACGAUGCCUUUCCAGUUACGGCCCAGAUGCAUUUCAGUUUUAACGAAGCUUGUGUUAUUAUUUUUAUGUUACAGGGUUGUUUCACGGUACCAAGAUUAAUGUGUCUGGUGGUCAUUUGGCCUGCAGAUAUUUCACAAAUUGUGAUGUGCUUUGUAUGUUUUCAUUACAGCUAUUAACCAGUCAAUAUUUUAAUCUACUGGCUAACAAGUAAAUUAAUUGGCUAUUAUAAUUAAAAGUAGUAAAUAAUUAAAAAUUUAAAGCUAUAAAAUAAUUUAUUGAGAGUGGUUUUUUGUUUGGCCAGUACACAGGUAGACAAAAGUACUGAUGCUAAAAUAUGACUUGACGUUACAUAUCUGAAGCUAUAAUAAAUGACUAAUGUAAUAGCACACGCCACGCGCUUAAUACUUCAACCGUUACUUGUCUUUGUCAUUUGCAUCUUUACUCUCGGUGGACAGACGGGCAGUUGACUGAAGACGCGUGUUUGUGACAAAUUUGGAGGUGCUGCCGCCGUCAGACAAAUACACAAGUAAGUUAGACCAUUUGCAUCUUUCCUGCCUAUGGUACGCUUCUGCGCAGGGUGGAAGCAUGACGGACCUAUGGAAAUAUUUAUAAUGAACAGUGGCAUACGAGGUCUUGGGAAUGAAGAUUAGAAAAUGGGAUCUAGCGUUGGCUGUAAAAGAACUCUGACGUGAGUGUUUAUAGUUGUCUGAUUUCAGCUCCAUGUCAUAGCUUUUGACGGCCGCCCACCGGUAUCGUGUUUUACGUCCUCCUGUCCGUGUGCUAGCAACACUCCGUUAACUCACAUAGAGGACGUGGAGGUAAAACGCUUCUUAUUCAUAGCUUUGGUGCAUCUUGGAGGCGAUAGGUCAGCUGAGGCUUCAGAGACUUAACCAGGAGGAUCCCCCAUGUCGCAUAGGAUGAGGUCUGGGUGGUCUGCGUGUCAUGAAGAGGGGAUUUAGGAACGAAACCCACCUAUAGCCAGUCGGAGCUCUCGUGACUCAUCUUUUAAUCAUAUUGUGGAGUAAAAUGUGUUUUGCUUGUUUGUAUUUUUGCAGCCUUCAGAGAAGGAUUUCUAAUACAAAUGUUAGGAUUUGGAAGGAACGUUUGUUGCUCUGUGAUCCUACGUCUUUGUGUCGUGUAUUUGAUCUGAAGGAUUCAUUUGUGUAAAUAUUGAAGACUUGUUUGAAUAAAAGUUGCAUAAACUUCAA
This is a messenger RNA of Zootermopsis nevadensis, 4811 nucleotides long. RefSeq names its product exosome RNA helicase Mtr4 (gene Mtr4). Gene Ontology annotation, biological process: RNA catabolic process; maturation of 5.8S rRNA. Gene Ontology annotation, cellular component: nucleus. The record is from RefSeq and is a predicted model, not a curated record. Gene Ontology annotation, molecular function: RNA binding; RNA helicase activity; ATP binding. NCBI's taxonomy places the organism in Eukaryota, Metazoa, Arthropoda, Insecta, Blattodea, Termopsidae.